Molecule: messenger RNA, 884 nt
Organism: Nomia melanderi (Alkali bee)
Lineage: Eukaryota; Metazoa; Arthropoda; Insecta; Hymenoptera; Halictidae
Source: RefSeq, a predicted model, not a curated record
CGUAUUGAUUGCUGCGGAGCAGUGAGGAUCGGAAGAACGUCGGUGGAAGAGGAAGUCGUGGCUGGUCGAAGGUGUUUCAACGGUGGAAGACUGGUGAUCGUUGCUGGAUAAGAGGACAGAGAGAAGAGCCAGAGACUGCAAGAGAGUAAGAGAGAGAGGAAAAGAUAGAAUUUUCGGGAAAAAAGGGGGGACAACCCCCCCCUCGAGCAGAGGGUUGUGAUAUCGGCAGUGCCGUGGGGUUACGGGACCGUAGAGAAACAGUUGGGAAACUGGAAGGGUAUAGAGGAGAGAUCGUUCGGUGGUUAGUGCGCGUCCAACGCGGGGAAGUGGACGAGGAAGAAGAGGAAGUCUCUAGCACGGAGGCUGGUAGGAGCCACGAGGCGUACGGAGUUGCAGCGCGGCGUGCGCCCCGUGGCAGCACGAAAUUAUGAAGCGCAUAAAGUGUGCCCCUCUGGCCACCGUUUCUGAUAGCCGCCGGUGAAUGUGUGACCCGGGGGCAGCAGAGAUCCGCCGUGAUGACGACCGAAGAGACGACCGAGCAGCCCCCGGUAGACGACUGCCUGAAGGUUCGGAAAUGGUGGUGCUUCCUUCUGUCGAGCAUCUUCACCUUCCUCGCCGGGCUGCUGUUCGUACUCCUCUGGCGUGCGUUCGCCUUCCUCUGCUGUCGCAAGGAGCCCGAAUUCGCCCCAAAUGACCCGAAGCAGAAGGAGCAGAAAACGAGCCGCCAGGGCAAAGAGUUCGAGGGGACUUUUAUGACCGAAGCCAAGGACUGGGCCGGUGAAUUAAUUUCCGGACAGACCACCACUGGACGUAUCUUGGUGGUGCUAGUUUUCAUUCUCAGUAUAGCGUCGCUUAUAAUAUAUUUCAUCGAUGCCUCCAGGUAA